GCGCAUCGCAUACAUACACAAAGUCAUCGUUCCUUUAUCUCUUUUCCUUUAUACUUCUUUACUUUCUGAUAUCAGCAUAUAUGGCAGCAAAGCUAAUAUCCACCGGUUCUCGUCACACUACUUUACCAGAAAACUAUGUUCGGCCACUCUCCGACCGUCCACAUCUCUCCGAUGUCUCUCCACUUGAAAAUUUCCCUCUCAUCGAUCUAUCUUCCACAGAUCGAUCUCGGCUCGUCCAACAAAUCCACCAAGCUUGCUCCCGAUUCGGGUUUUUUCAGGUCAUAAAUCACAGAGUUGGCAAAGAAACAAUUGAUGGAAUGCUGAGUGUUGCGAACGAGUUCUUUAGCAUGUCUAUAGAGGAAAAAAUGAAGUUGUACUCGGACGAUCCAACGAAGACGACGAGAUUAUCAACGAGCUUCAAUGUGAAAAAAGAAGAGGUCAACAAUUGGAGAGACUAUCUUAGACUCCAUUGUUAUCCUAUCAGCAAGUAUGUCCAUGAGUGGCCUUCAAACCCUCCUUCUUUCAAGGAAGUUGUGAGUAGAUAUAGUGCAGAAGUAAGAGAACUGGGAUUUAUAAUAGAGGAACUGAUAUCAGAGAGCUUGGGCUUAGAAAAAUAUCACAUGAGGAAAGUUCUUGGUGAACAAGGUCAACACAUGGCAGUCAACUAUUAUCCUCCAUGUCCGGAGCCUGAGCUCACUUAUGGUUUACCUGCUCAUACCGACCCAAAUGCCCUCACCAUUCUUCUCCAAGAUGCUACCGUUUGUGGUCUGCAGAUCUUGAUUGACGGUCAGUGGUUCGCCGUUAAUCCUCAUCCUGAUGCUUUUGUCAUCAACAUUGGUGACCAGUUCCAGGCAUUGAGUAACGGAAUAUACAAAAGUGUUUGGCAUCGAGCAGUAACAAACACCGAAAAACCGAGACUAUCGGUUGCAUCAUUUCUGUGCCCAGCUGACUGCGCUGUCAUAAGCCCGGCAAAGCCCUUGUGGGAAACUGAAGAGGACGAGACUAAGCCAAUAUACAGAGACUACACUUACGCAGAGUACUACAAGAAGUUUUGGAGUAGGAAUCUGGACCAAGAACAUUGCCUUGAGAACUUUCUAAACGACUAGAUACUAUACAUACAUAUGUGUCUCUUUGUAUGUGUAGUAGCAGGUUCGGCCAGGAGCGGAUCCAAAAUGAGUUUUAGUGUGUGUGGCACAAAGCUAUUUUCUUAUAACUCAAAAGUUAUUGUAGAUUUAGCUGACUAAACUUAGCACUAGUUAUCGACGAAAAAAACAAAAUAGGGUGAGGCAUAUGCUACACCCCCUUAUGUCUUGGGUUCACUUUUGGGCCCCGUCCUCUGGGAAGAAGUUAAGGAAGUAUGGACUUCAGAGCUUCGAUACUAUAAAAUAUUUUGGGCCUUAAUUUUCCAAAAUAUUUUGGGGUCUAAUUUUCCAAAAAUAUCUUAGUCUUGUGGUCUAAGUGGAGUUAUUUUUUGCUCAAUAUCCUAAGUUCGAAUGCAAGCCUCAUUUUUUCAGCCUUUUAUUCUUAUUAGAUUCUAGUCUUAUCGAAGCAUACACAUAUAUAUCCACUUACCCAUCUUUCAGUUGAUUUA
Messenger RNA from Raphanus sativus (radish), 1591 nucleotides. RefSeq names its product protein DOWNY MILDEW RESISTANCE 6. The record is from RefSeq and is a predicted model, not a curated record. Lineage: Eukaryota; Viridiplantae; Streptophyta; Magnoliopsida; Brassicales; Brassicaceae. Bases 81 to 1106 code for a protein of 341 amino acids. The transcript has 4 exons.